UGAUAAAGCAUUAAAAAGUGCUGUACAAAAAUCAUGAAACUCAAAUACAUCUGGCCUCUGAGUUGCUAUAAUUUAUGCUCUACUCGAGAGAGAGAGAGAGUCCAGAUUUCAGAGCAGAUUAUAAAAGACAGACAGCGAGAGAUGGAGGGUCUGAGCCGGAGCAUAGGGUGGUCCGCGGCGGCGUUUGUUUUGACAUGCGCAGUGCUGGUGAUGAUGCCGGCGGAGGUGUCUGCAGUGCGUUACAUCGUCGGAGCUAACAUGGGGUGGAAUUCAAAUGUGAACUACACCAUUUGGGCUCAAGGCAAACAUUUCUAUCUCGGCGAUUGGCUCUUCUUCGUGUAUGAUAGGAACCAGAUGAAUGUGCUUGAGGUAAACAAGACAGAUUACGAGAAUUGCACUUCUGAUCAUCCCAUUCACAAUUGGACCACCGGUGCUGGAAGGGAUGUGGUUCCUCUCAAUGUUACAAAAACUUAUUAUUUCAUCAGCGGAAAAGGAUUCUGCUAUGGAGGCAUGAAAGUAGCAAUUCACGUUGAAAAACUACCGCCCCCACCAUCGUCUUUGCCGGAAAGGAGUGGUUCUCCGGGUUUGCUAUCUACUUUUAGAGGGCAGAUUUUCGUGCCGACUCUUUUUGCCAUUGCUGCUGUAUGGGACUCGUUUCUCUACCUCGGAUAGCAGUUUCUUGCCAUCUUUCAUGAGAUAUCGGCAUAUUUGAUCGUUUGAACAAUUACUUAAACCCAAUGGUGAAGAAAUAUUGAGGAGUGUCUUAUUUGUUUAUCGGUUUUCUUCUUUUCUUGUUCAUCUUUCGUGGUUUGAUUUUGACCCGAAAGAUAAAACAGUUAUUCAGCUCAAAAUUGGUCGAUUGCGGCAAGUGUUUAAAGCUAUUUAUUCUACCAAUUUCAAGAAACUCUUUAUUUGAGAA
Molecule: messenger RNA, 919 nt
Organism: Olea europaea var. sylvestris
Lineage: Eukaryota; Viridiplantae; Streptophyta; Magnoliopsida; Lamiales; Oleaceae
Product: lamin-like protein
Exons: 2
Coding region: 34-672 (212 amino acids)
Cellular component (GO): plasma membrane
Molecular function (GO): electron transfer activity
Source: RefSeq, a predicted model, not a curated record